AUAGAACCGGGUCCUCACAAUGACGAUGCUAUAGGCUAGAGUCGCCACAGCCUGAUAUCAGCAGGCCCUGUGGUACCUCAAUGGCUAAUAAUAAUACACUAGUGAACUGACUUUAAGAAGGUGGAAUAAGAGCAGAACUAGAGCAGCGACAGCACUGCGAUAAUCUGCGAUAGCUCCAGAGUGGAAUAGGACGAAGGCCUGCCUCGGCUCCAUCAGACUCUCAGGUGUUUCUGUGCAGGCUGGUAGGAUAGAUGGUAUCUGGAGUGUGAGCGGUCAGUGGGAUGGCUCAGAGGGUCCGUCAGAGGCCUCUCAGGCUGGAGCGACUGGACUCUAGUCUGGACCACUAUGACCUGCAGGAUGAUGCUGAGGAGCUGGACGUCAGCAGCAGCCCUGACUGCUGUGAUGGGAAGCAGCUGGAAUCCAGAAACAUCCCUUUUCAAGCGAUCUACAGCUUCGUUCCAUUCAAGUCUGUGGACUGCGCUGUGUUUCUAGAGAACUCGCCGAUUCUUGUGCAAGUGACCGAAGUGGAGCGCUUCACGUCUACUAGGGUGCUGAAUCCCAACCUGUACACCAUCGAGCUGUGCCAUGGGAACUUCUCGUGGAAAAUCAAGCGGCGCUUCAAACACUUCCAAGCCCUUCAUCAGGAGCUCCUCAAGUUCAAGGCCCUCUUAAAGAUCCCCCUGCCAAGCCGAAUUCACUCUGUUAAAAGAAGGUCAUUCAAAGGUCACAAGAGAUCUCAGGGAGGACACAUGCCCACACUGCCCCGCAGACCUGACGCUCUGGUCAAAGAGGAACAGCUGAUCAGCAGAAAAAUGCAGCUUGAAGACUAUUUGAAGAAUAUCUUGAAAAGAUCGUUAUACAGGAAUCAUCCUGCAACACUUGAAUUCUUAGAAGUGAGUCAAAUAUCGUUUAUCCAGGAGCUUGGACCGAAGGGCAUUGAAGGUUUGAUCCUCAAAAAGUCAGGAGGAAACACAUUUCCAGUCUGUUACUGGUGUGGAUCCAACAGUGUGUGCUAUCGCUGGUCUAAAAGAUGGCUGGUGGUGAAAGACUCCUUUGUUCUCUACAUGAGGCCCGAGGACGGCCAAGUGGGGACGGUGAUUCUCUAUGAUAAGGGCUUCCACAUCAAAAUAGGGACACAAGAGACCGGAGUCAGGCAUGGAGUGACAAUUGAGAAUCUUUGCAGAGCACUCACUAUUAAGUGUUCCACGUACAGACAGGCUCGAUGGUGGGGUCACUCCAUUGAUGAAUUUGCUCAGAGGUUCGGGCAGGACUUUUUGAGAGAAAAUCGACACGGCUCUUUUGCCCCAGUCCGAGAAAACACAACAGCGCAGUGGUUUGUCAACGCAGCUGGGUACUUUGAUGCCAUAGCUGAUGCCCUGGAAGGUGCAAAGGAGGAAAUCUUCAUCACAGCCUGGUGGCUCAGUCCAGAGAUCUUCCUCAAAAGACCUGUGGUGGAUGGAAACACAUGGAGAUUAGACCACGUCUUAAAACGGAAAGCAGAGCAGGGCGUCAAGAUCUGCGUGCUGCUCUACAAGGAGGUUGAAGUGGUGCUGGGUCUGAACAGUGAGUACACCAAGAAGACUCUGAUGGGCCUUCACUCCAACAUCAUGGUGAUCCGGCACCCUGACCACGUUCCCUCCACAGCCCUCCUCUGGGCUCACCAUGAGAAGUCAGUGGUGAUCGAUCAGUCGCUGGCCUUCCUGGGGGGGAUCGACCUCGCCUACGGGAGAUGGGACGACUCCCAGCACAGACUGACCGACGUGGGCAGUGUGAGAAGGAGUCCUCAGCCCAGUCCUGCACUUUCCCCCAGCCUCACCAGACAGUCUGCUACUACAGUGCUGGAGGAGGAUGAGGAGAUGAAGUUCAGUGUGGUGGUGGAGGAGGAUCUGCUGGUGGAGGAGCCGGGGGAGAACUCCUCCUCCCUCACACUCCCCAUCACUAAACUCCACACCUCACCAUCAGAGCAGGAGAAGAGCAGACGCAGCUCAGAGACCACCGAGUCCAAGCAAUGCAGCAGUAGGAACAGUGUGAGCUCCAGGACGCUGCCGGCUCGAGAGUGGUACACUAAGAGUUUAUCUCUGCGUUCCAGUGACUCCUACUCACUCGGCCUACACCAUUCCCUCCUGCUGCCUCAUGACACCAGCUCCCUCAGAAGCCACAUAAGCAGCACUGAGCUGUGUGGAGAGACGCGCUUCUGGCACGGCAAAGACUACUGCAACUUUAUCCUCAAAGACUGGGUCAAGCUCAACAAGCCAUUUGAUGAUUUCAUUGAUAGGUAUAAAACACCCAGAAUGCCCUGGCACGACAUCGGCGUGGCGGUUCACGGGAAAGCCGCCAGAGACAUCGCUCGACAUUUCAUCCAGAGAUGGAACUUUACGAAGCUGGUGAAGAAGCGCUCAGGGGCGACGGGUUAUCCCUGCCUCAUGCCCAAGUCUCUCUCCACGCCCAGCGAGCUUCCAGAGACGAGGGGGGAACACACACAGGCCAACGUGCAGGUUCUGCGGUCUGUGUGCCAGUGGUCAAUAGGAACAAAGGUACAUGAGGAGUCCAUUCAUCUGGCCUACAUCUCAGCCAUACAGAACAGCAAACACUUCAUCUACAUAGAGAACCAGUUCUUCAUUAGCUGUGCCGACAAGUCCAUCCACAACAGCAUUGGAGAUGCUCUAACAGAGAGAAUCCUGCGAGCGUACAGGGAGAAGAAGAAGUUCCGGGUGUAUGUAGUGAUGCCUCUGCUGCCCGGCUUUGAGGGCGACAUCUCCUCCGGAGGGGGCCAAGCCAUCAAGGCAAUCAUGUACUUUAAUUACAGGACCAUGUGCAGAGGAGAUCACUCCAUCAUAGAGAGACUCAAACGUGUGAUGUCAGAUUGCUGGAUCAACUACAUUUCAUUCUGUGGUCUGCGCACUCACGCUGACCUGGACGGCCGUCUCGUCACCGAGCUCAUAUACGUCCACAGCAAACUCAUGAUUGUGGACGACUGCACUGUCAUCAUUGGAUCUGCCAACAUCAAUGACAGGAGCAUGCUGGGUAAGAGAGACAGUGAGAUGGCGGUGGUGGUGGAGGACACAGAGUUCCAGGACUCGCUGAUGGAUGGAGAGAUUUACCAGGCUGGCAGGUUCGCCCUGUCUCUGAGAGAGGAGUGUUUCAGGAUUGUGCUCGGCCUGAUGGGAGACAGCAGUGUGGACAUCAGUGACCCCAUGAGCGACCGCUUCUACAAGGAGGUCUGGAUGGUGACGGCAGCGAAGAACGCCAGCGUUUACGACAAGGUGUUCCGCUGCUUACCCACUGACGCAGUGCUGAACUAUAAGCUCUUAAGGGAGUAUAUGUCUCGCUCCUGCAUGGCCACUGAAGACCCCAUCCAGGCCUGCGCUGAACUCCGCAAGGUUCAUGGAUUCCUGGUCCAAUUCCCCUUCUACUUCCUGUCUGAGGAGAACCUCUUUCCUUCUUUAAACUCUAAAGAGGGCAUCAUGCCCAUGGAACUGUGGACAUAGCCUUAUGGGAAGCGUAUCUGGGGAACUCGUUCAGAUGUGAGCUGUACAGGACUAGGAUAGUAAGGUUACGCUUACGCAAUUUUAGUCUUAGCAUUUGUUUGUUUGACAAAAUACUGUCUUUCUCUUUUUCUUUCUUUCUUUCUUUCUCUUUUUCUUUCUUUCUUUCUUUCUUUCUUUCUUUCUUUCUAACUUAAUGUAUGUCUGUCAAAAUGCUGUGUGAUACAUUGUGGCGCCUUAAGGAAUCAAAUAGUGCCCAGAAUCUGUGCGCUGAUCUCGUUUAAAAUUAAAAGUCCUGAUAUUUCAUAACAAUUCUGAAGCAAUACAGAUAACACAGAAAACACUGCCUUACAUCUUAACCAUAUAAAUAUGCAGAAAUUUGGAAAAUUUGAGUUCCAGUCACUUCUUUGCCCUUAUCUUUCUUUUCUGUCUAAUUUUGGCCCUGUUAAAAAAAAUACAUGCAACAAUUAACAAAAUGAAAUAUCAAUUUUAAUAUAUCAGACAUGGGAAACCUUUCAUAAACUAACUACAAAUUUACCAUGAAUAAAGAUAUUUUUUAGAAAAAAAAAAAAAAAACCUUUGUU
Messenger RNA from Astyanax mexicanus (Mexican tetra), 4069 nucleotides. RefSeq names its product phospholipase D1. Gene Ontology annotation, biological process: intracellular signal transduction; cell motility; regulation of microvillus assembly. Gene Ontology annotation, molecular function: phosphatidylinositol binding; D-type glycerophospholipase activity. The transcript is spliced from 27 exons. Lineage: Eukaryota; Metazoa; Chordata; Actinopteri; Characiformes; Acestrorhamphidae. The coding region runs from base 282 to 3488 and encodes 1068 amino acids. The record is from RefSeq and is a predicted model, not a curated record.